AUGAGAUUUUUUAACAUAUUAUUCGUUUCAUGCCUUAUCCUCACGACAAUUGUCGCGACAAGUGCAAUUGCAUCAGUGAAAAGAGAUUUGUCACUUGAAAAUGGUGAAUGGUAUUCCACCAAGGCCUCGGUUAUGAAGGCUCGGUCUGUUGGUUCAGCAAAAUAUUAUCCAUCCAGUGGUUUUGUAAGACGUGAUAAAAAUGAAAACGACCGUGAAGAUCGUAAUGAGAAAGAUAAAAAACAUAAACAUAGAAACAAAUUCAUAAAUUCUCAAAUGACUUUUUACGAAGGAUCAGCUCUUAAGAAUUCCGCUUGUUACGGUAGAGAUGGAUUGAGAGCUUAUGAUGCAAAUGAAAAUGAUAUGAUCGCUGCCACAUUCAUGAAUCAAUUAGAAAUGUGUUUUAAAUGUAUUGAAGUUAGAAAUCCUGCAAACGAUAAAUCAUCAAUUGUGGUGAAAAUCAUUGAUAAAUGUGCAGAUUGUCCACCUGAAUCUGAUAAUAUUGACUUAACCCCUACUGCUUUUAAAAAGUUGGCAAAUUUAGACUUGGGUAGAGUUGAAAUCGAAUGGCGUCCUUUAAAGAAUUGUCCUUCAAAAGGAAGAUGGCCAAAGUUCGAGGAUUAA
Molecule: messenger RNA, 621 nt
Organism: Funneliformis geosporum
Lineage: Eukaryota; Fungi; Glomeromycota; Glomeromycetes; Glomerales; Glomeraceae
Source: the annotation of a GenBank genome assembly